AUGCAGGGGUGGGGACUUGUAGAGUACAGCCGAGCACAAGACAAGAGCUGCAGUUCUGAAAAUCUGCACAAGGUCAGCCGUAUGUCACUCUGCAGCAUGUUGUUGCUGUCGCGCGUGCAGCACAUAGUAACCACACAAGUGAAUGAUUGGACAGAGCGGCCGUUUCAUGGCUGUGCUCUCCUGUGGUUCUGUGUUCCUCUGAGCUAUGGCCCCUUGUGGCAGCAGAAUGCUGCCUUGCAGAGAUGUUGUGUGCGCACAUCACCUGCCCUUGCCGCUGAGUACAUACUUUUGCUAAAAAUUGCGUGCACCACACCGCAGUACUGCCCAACUGCAAACCUGCUGCACGACCCAACAUUACGUCUGUUGUGCACUGGGGUCCCAUGGAUCGCCCUCCACCCGCCCGAUAUGCUAUUCCCCAGAAUCGUGCAAACGUGUAGGCGGUCGGCGGGUUUUUACUUGUACCAGACCUAUUCACAAUCUUAUUCGUAG
Molecule: messenger RNA, 489 nt
Organism: Ostreobium quekettii
Lineage: Eukaryota; Viridiplantae; Chlorophyta; Ulvophyceae; Bryopsidales; Ostreobiaceae
Source: the annotation of a GenBank genome assembly